Pimephales promelas (fathead minnow) is the source of this 2557-nucleotide messenger RNA. It is a transcript of the gene ap3m1, whose product is annotated as adaptor related protein complex 3 subunit mu 1. The record is from RefSeq and is a predicted model, not a curated record. NCBI's taxonomy places the organism in Eukaryota, Metazoa, Chordata, Actinopteri, Cypriniformes, Leuciscidae. Gene Ontology annotation, biological process: vesicle-mediated transport; intracellular protein transport. Gene Ontology annotation, cellular component: clathrin adaptor complex.
AGCUGUCCCUGUGUAUUGCCGCAGCAACAAUUACAUUUCUGAACUAUUAUUAACUUGAAUCAAUUACAUGCUUUUCAGAAAUAUCGUUUAACAUAUUUGAAAUUACGCUUUGUUUCACAAGGAUCGACUGUUUACGUUUCAAAUCAACUUUCAUUUAAAUUCCCGACAGGCGUAUAUUUGGACGCAUGAACGGGGAAGUAGGAGUGACACUUCUGCCACAUUUACAAGCGGAGGAUAUUGCUUGAAAACAUUUAUCAAGACAGCUGUAUAUAGCCCUCACCAUGAUUCACAGCUUGUUCCUGAUAAACAAUGGUGGAGAUUUAUUCCUGGAGAAACACUGGAAGAGUGUCAUAAGCCGCUCUGUCUGCGAUUAUUUUUUCGAAGCACGAGAAAAAGCGGUGGAACCUGACAAUGUACCUCCUGUCAUCCGCACCCCUCACCACUAUCUCAUAAACAUCUACCGUGAGAAGAUCUUCUUUGUUUCUGUCAUCCAAACUGAAGUGCCUCCUCUUUUUGUUAUAGAAUUUUUGCAUCGAAUCGCAGAGACAUUUCAGGAUUAUUUUGGAGAAUGUUCUGAGACCAUUAUCAAGGACAAUGUGGUCAUAGUCUAUGAGCUCUUGGAGGAAAUGUUGGAUAACGGCUUCCCCCUCGCCACAGAAUCCAACAUCUUGAAGGAACUUAUCAGACCUCCCACAAUUCUGCGGUCGAUGGUCAACACCAUCACAGGCAGCAGUAAUGUUGGUGAGACCCUCCCUACUGGUCAACUCUCAACUAUCCCAUGGAGAAGAGCAGGUGUUAAAUAUACCAAUAAUGAAGCUUAUUUUGAUGUGGUGGAAGAAAUCGAUGCCAUCCUGGAUAAGUCCGGAACUACAGUUUUUGCAGAAAUCCAGGGAGUUAUUGACGCUUGUGUCAAACUGUCUGGAAUGCCUGACCUUACUCUCUCAUUUAUGAACCCCAGACUCCUGGACGACGUGAGCUUUCAUCCCUGUGUCCGUUUUAAAAGAUGGGAAAGUGAGAGAGUUAUCUCCUUCAUUCCCCCCGAUGGAAACUUUCAGCUCAUGUCAUAUCACAUCAGUGCGCAGAACCUUGUAGCAAUCCCGGUAUAUGUGAAGCAGAACAUCAGUUUCUUUGAGACUGGAUCUUCAGGAAGACUGGACAUCACUGUGGGUCCUAAGCAGACCAUGGGGAAGACUGUGGAGUGUUUGCUAGUGACUGUACACAUGCCCAAAGUGGUUCUCAGUGCCAACCUCAAUGCGACUCAGGGAACCUACAACUAUGACCCAGUCACGAAGAUUUUGUUGUGGGAUAUAGGGAAACUAAAUCCCCAGAAGCUUCCCAAUCUGAAAGGAAGUCUAAGUCUGCAGUCUGGAGCUCCUAAACCAGAGGAGAACCCAAGUCUGAACAUUGACCUGAAAAUCCAGCAGUUGGCCAUCUCAGGAUUGAAAGUGAAUCGUCUAGACAUGUACGGAGAGAAAUAUAAACCAUUCAAGGGUGUGAAAUAUGUAACCAAAGCUGGGAAGUUCCAGGUCAGGACAUAAGGCCGUCUGCAGAGUAUCACAAUGAUAUGCCAAAAGUUUAACAGAGGUGCCAUUUUCUAAGUGACAAAUCAUACAGAAUUACAACUGUGCACAAUCUCUCUUAUUUCUUUAUAACAUUGAAGUUACAUUUAUUAUUGUAAUAUUUAUCUUUCUUUGUUUUGUGGGAAGUAACUGGCAAUUUGCAAGAAGUGAACAUCUUUCCACUGCAGAGAAUUGGGAGAUUUUUUUGCUUUAUGAACCUUUAUCUUCAUAUCAUUAACAUUCCAUUAAUGUAUUAAAACUGUAUAAUGUUGGAUUUAAGGUACAGGUACUUGGUUUUGUGCCAUCAAAAACAAGGAUUCUUCUUGUUACAGUAACACUGCAUUCACAUGUUGUUUUUAGCACAGAAACCAUCGGUUUUAGGUAGUGGAAUUUGAGAAUAAGUGAUACAAGCUAUUUCCUAAUCACAUUACUGCGCUUACAAUCUUUGAUAUUGGUGCAAACAAUACCUGAGAGUUUCUGCACAUAUACACACAGGCCUUAUUUUACAUAAAGAUUACAUGCCAAGUAAUUUCUUUUAGACCAGUGGCUUUUGAAUGGAAAAAAAAUGGCAUUUCUUUAAAAGCACAGGACAUAUUUACAAUAAUGCUCUACUUCUCUACUACACAAGCACAUCACUGCUUAGAGGUGAAUGGCUCUUGUACCUGCUAACAUUUAAAGUUUGCCAAAUACAAGCACUAUGGGGCCAUUGUGAGCACACGUUAUAAAAUCUGUUCUGUUGCACUGACCUGCAGUGACACUAGAUAUGCAGGUCUGCCACCUUAAUGUAGCUUUGAGGAUUUGCACACAAUUGCAUUAUUUUAUAAAAUGUCAAGGGAACUGCUUAACUGCAUUUUAAGCUAUGUAUUUAAAUCAAAAGCCUUCUGAUUUAUAAAGUUUCCAAACAAAAUGAGGUAUUUUUUGCGUGUCUGACUAAUAAUUGUUGGUUUUAGCUUCAUGUGAAUAUGCUUGAAAGUAUUAACAAUGAAUGUCUAAGAAGA